GGCUUUGGGUGUCCCGGAGGGAGGAGCUAGUCUGCAGCGGGCGGAGCUCCGAGCUGGGCCCGGCUUAGGCUGGGUGCUCUGGCCGGUGGCCCUCUUUCUCUAGCUGCCCAGCCUGAGGCUGCCAGCCUGAGCCAUGGGCUGCCGGGCUCUCCUGCUCCUGCCGUUCCUAUCACUUGGGGCCGCCACGACGAUCCGGUCUGGGCUAAAGACCCUCGGCAGCCUGCACUUGCCAACCAACCCCACAUCCGACCCUGCCGUAGCCAAUAACUACUCAGUUCUUUACUUCCAACAGAAGGUCGACCACUUUGGAUUCUCCGACACGAGAACUUUUAAACAGCGGUACCUAAUAGCUGAUCAACACUGGCAGACAAACGGUGGGUCAAUACUGUUCUACACCGGGAACGAAGGGGACAUCACCUGGUUUUGCAAUAAUACGGGGUUCAUGUGGGAAGUGGCUGAGGAACUGAAAGCGAUGCUGGUGUUUGCUGAACAUCGGUACUAUGGGGAAUCCCUGCCCUUCGGUGAGGACUCAUUCAAGGAUUCCCAACACUUAAAUUUCCUGACGUCAGAACAAGCCCUGGCUGAUUUUGCAGAGUUAAUCAGACACUUGAGAAGAACAAUCCCAGGAGCUGGAAACCAGCCUGUCAUUGCCAUCGGGGGCUCUUAUGGUGGCAUGCUCGCAGCCUGGUUCAGAAUGAAAUAUCCUCACUCAGUAGUUGGAGCUCUUGCAGCUUCUGCCCCUAUCUGGCAGUUUGAGGAUUUGGUUCCCUGUGGUAUAUUUAUGAAGAUUGUAACGGAAGAUUUUAGGAAAAGUGGUCCACACUGUGCAGAGAGCAUCCGCAGAUCCUGGGGUGCCAUUAACCGACUCUCCAGUACAGGUGGUGGUCUCCAAUGGCUCACAAAAGCCCUUCACCUCUGUAGCCCCUUGUCUUCUGAGGACAUCUCAUAUUUAAAAGAAUGGAUCUCGGAGACCUGGUUGAACCUGGCCAUGGUGGACUACCCUUAUGAAGCCAAUUUUCUACAGCCCUUGCCUGCUUGGCCUAUCAAGGUAGUGUGCCAGUACUUGAAAAAUCCUAAUGUAUCGGAUACAGUGCUGCUGCAGAAUAUUUUCCAAGCUCUGAAUAUAUAUUAUAAUUAUUCAGGCCAAGCGCAAUGCCUGAAUAUUUCACAAACAGCCACCGGCAGUCUAGGCUCCGUGGGCUGGAGCUAUCAGUCCUGCACAGAAAUGGUCAUGCCCUUUUGUGCUAAUGGUGUUGAUGACAUGUUUGAAACAUAUCAGUGGGACUUGGAGAAGUUUUCCGAUGACUGUUUUAGCCAGUGGGGUGUGAAACCACGGCCUCAUUGGAUAACUACCUUGUAUGGCGGCAAAAACAUCAGUUCACAUUCGAACAUCAUUUUCAGCAACGGUGACUUAGACCCGUGGUCAGGAGGUGGAGUAACCAAAGACAUCACAGAUACCCUGGUGGCGAUCAAUAUCCCCGGAGGGGCCCAUCACUUAGAUCUUCGAGCCAGCACCGCCUUCGAUCCUUCCACUGUGCUGUUAGCGCGCUCAUCGGAAGUUAAACACAUGAAGAAAUGGAUCGCAGAUUUCUAUCAAAAUGCCAGACGGCAGUCCUGAGCAACUUUAAGAAAAAUAAUUUUUUGUUUUCUUCUAUGUUCGCUCCACCCACAUUCCCUCUCACUGUGGUUUCCUGUAUGUAAUUGGUUUCUCUCCCUUGUCGUAUCUGUUGGGCCAAGACUGAGACAGAAGAGAGUGACGGGGUGCACACAGCCACCCCACCCAGGUGACUGCUCCGUCCUCAUUUCUUUGUGUCACUCCCCAGGAAGAACGUCAUCAUGGCGGCUCUCCUGCCAUCAGAACUGGCAUGGUUCCUGACUGUCUUUCAGCAGAGGGAGAGCCACUUUUCUCACAAGUGGGGACGUAGCCUUGGUUUUGAGGUGGUCGUCUCUCUGGCCCAUUGUGAGCCCCCAUUCCUGGCACCAAAGGAAAAGCAGAAGCUGGGCUAGAAAUGCUGCCGCUGCAGCUGGUGGGCUGUGCGGUGCCAAUCCAGGAAAUGGGGCGGCUUCCUGUGAGCUCCAUGGUGGCCUUUGAACUGUGCUGCAAUAAAGACCGAGGCAGACCUACCUGUGUUUUGCUCCCGUCUCCUCCGCUGUUGGGAAGGCAGUGUGCCUGGGCCUGCUGCCUUUGCAAAGUCCUUUCUUUUUCUCUUUCCCCCUUGGCAGCUUUCCUUAGUUCCUGAUAUUUGCCACCGUGGUACUGCCAGGAAGAAAUCUGGCUUCUCCUGCUCCAUUGCUCUUUGUUUCUCAGGUCUGUUUUGUCGUGACUGCCUAAAUUCUGCCAGUUUAGGAAAUGUGCUGUUUUUUUACUUUAAAACUGCACAAAUUCUGUUAAUAAAAAUCCUUUAAAAAUUGGCAAAUCAGCUAUUGAGAAAAUAGAGUGUACUUCUGUUUAUUUCAUGAAGGAAUUUCACGUUCUAGUCAUUGUUACUGGUAUCAUGGAAGCCUUAAGUGGCAGGACUCGGAGCAGCAGGUGCGUGGGGACUUUCCUGUGUGGCUUCCAGGCGACAGGCAGAGCAAUGUACACACACGGCAGAUGACGGACCCUUCCCGUCUCCAGGGGGGGUGGAACUGCCAAGCGGUUGUGAGGCCUUUCUUCCAAAGGGUUUUUUCUAGGAUAGAAAAUAAAGCAGAGUCCAGACCUUUCAGGGACACCGAGACUGACAGUCUUGUCUCUGCUGAAAGAGCUUCUCUCCCCAGUUUCUUACUAUUUUCUCAGUCAUGUCCUUACCAUUUCUUGAUUUUUAAAAAAUAUUCUCAGACCUUCAACAAGGUCUUAUUUUAUUAUUCCAUUUUUAUUUUUGAGAUUAUAAUACAAUCACAACAUUCCUCUUUUGCUUUUCCUCCCUCCAAGCCCUCCUAUAUACCCCUCCCUGCUCUCUUUUAAUUAAUUGUUAUUGUAUACAUGUAUGUACACGUAUGUAUGCACAGAUAUAUUCCUAAGUGCGGACUGCACAGUCUGUGUCAUGUUACUCUAUGAAUGGCUUCGGGAUUGGCCGUUUUGUAUGAGUAACCAGUUGAUGUGUUUUUCCCUGGGGAGGGCUGUCUCUCCAUCUCUCCGCUUUCCUUAGUUUUCUGUAGUUCUUUGCAUAGGAUGAGGCCUUAUGGGAUUUUCCCAUCCAAUUUGGUGUCGUCGUUGCUUAGCUCACGCUUAGGAUUGGACAAGGUCUAAUGGAGGACAUUAUUACUCUUAUUUUGGGAUUUUAGGUGGUUUUCCACAAAAUCUUUUUACUAAUUUGCAAGCUUUAAGAUACUUUGGCAUUUGAUGUUGUAUUAGCUGUUAGGUGAAGUUGAAAUUGAAGUUUUUUUAAAGAAAUACAUUGCAAAAGAAUUUAUGCAAGUAUAAUUUCGUUUUACUUCUGUAUAUUUUAUGUAUAUAACAACAGUCUUAACCUAUCUUGACCUUAUUUAAAUGUUCUUAAGUUAAUUUUAAAUUGAAAGAGAAUCAGAAUAUAAAGUAAGCCCUAUUAAAUCUUUAUCCUAGGGUGGCAGAUCUGCUUGUAACCCCUGGUAACUAAGAACCUCAGGCGGGAAGAUAACUUCUGCCCAGGAAUUCAAAACCAUUAUGAACAACAAAGCAAGACCCCACUGUAGAAACAAACAAACAAAAAUAUUUAAAUUGCCCUUAUAUUUGAUAAUGCGAUUACUUUAACACAUAGGAAAUGGGAAUUGUACAAAAUUAGAGUGCCUUAUUUGUCUAAAAUUGGAGUGAAAUUUUUUUUAUAUCUUUUGUUACCUUAAUUACUUAGAGUCAGUUGGAAUAAAUACAUUUAGAGAACUUCU
This is a messenger RNA of Alexandromys fortis (reed vole), 3840 nucleotides long. Its product is annotated as lysosomal Pro-X carboxypeptidase-like. The transcript has 9 exons. NCBI's taxonomy places the organism in Eukaryota, Metazoa, Chordata, Mammalia, Rodentia, Cricetidae. The record is from RefSeq and is a predicted model, not a curated record. Gene Ontology annotation, biological process: proteolysis; angiogenesis involved in wound healing; regulation of blood vessel endothelial cell migration. Gene Ontology annotation, molecular function: serine-type exopeptidase activity; dipeptidyl-peptidase activity. The coding region runs from base 134 to 1618 and encodes 494 amino acids.